Molecule: messenger RNA, 1203 nt
Organism: Folsomia candida
Lineage: Eukaryota; Metazoa; Arthropoda; Collembola; Entomobryomorpha; Isotomidae
Product: elongation of very long chain fatty acids protein 3
Exons: 5
Coding region: 313-1176 (287 amino acids)
Biological process (GO): fatty acid elongation, saturated fatty acid; very long-chain fatty acid biosynthetic process; fatty acid elongation, monounsaturated fatty acid
Cellular component (GO): endoplasmic reticulum membrane
Molecular function (GO): fatty acid elongase activity
Source: RefSeq, a predicted model, not a curated record
GCCCCAUGCAAAAUUCGGUAUCGAUCAGUGAGAAAUCAAUACCAGAAAAUCCCACAAUUAAUUGGACAAUUCGUUAUAAGCUCAAUUUUGAUUUAUUGGAUUUUCCAACGUUGUCGGACACAGUAUGCAACUAUUUAUCAAGCAGUUAUCACAACUCUUGACACUUUGUAAGGUAUGCCAAGUUGCCUUGGCAACUACAUAAGCUACGAGUUCAACACUCUAAGGUGUCACUCACUGCCAAACAAUCCUCAAUCGACUAAUAUUUAAUAGUGCAGUUUUCGCUAAUAAUAAUUAGCAAUAAUUCUCACAAAAAUGGCUCAUCAAUUUCAAAACUAUACCCAAAAUGACGACUGGAAUCGUUGGGAAGUGGAAACUUUACAAGAAAAUAAAAAGGAAUAUUACCCCUUCGAACAUGUCAAUGCAGACACGUUAUAUUUCCAAUUUAGUAAUUUCCAAUUUCCAAUUUUAAGCUAUGCCCUAGUAUUUAUUUACCUUAUCGGAAUUGUGACAACGCUUCGAUUUAUGCAAGAUAGAAAACCAUACAACUCACUUAAAAGUUUACUCAUCUCCCUUUUCGUCAUAAAUGCAAUUUUUGGAAUUGGGGCAACAAUUCGGACAUUGCCGAGAGUUCGUGAUUCGAUUUUUAAGCAGGAUGGGCUUUACAAUUUACUAUGUGUCAGGAAUGGACCCUUAAAUUUUGACUUCUUUUGGGUAAUUAUGUAUCAUUGGUCGAAACUUUGGCAGUUGGCGGAAACAUUUUUGAUCAUUCUGCUUAAAAAGAAUUUGACCUUGUUGCACGUCGUUCAUCAUUCAAUUAUGGCAUUCAUGUCGGCAGCAAUUGCACCUUAUGGGGAACCCCUCAUGUACUGCAUCUUCUUCUUGAACGUGCUCCAACAUGCAAUGACAUAUCCGAUCCUGGUUGCGAAGAUGUUGGAAUUCAAAGUGUGGAAGGGUAGUAAUGCAUUCAUUCUUUUGAUGGAAAUGGGCGUGGUUGCAGCUGGAGUUGGAGGCAGUGUGUACACUCAAACAGUUAUAGGAAAUGGAGGAGAUUGUGUUCGUAACCCAACGAGUAUUGUUCUGUUUAAUAUCGGAAUUUGGUCCAUUUUGCUGCUGGUUGGUAAAAUGCUGUAUGCCGAAAUUGUCAGUAAAAAAUAUAAGGGAAAGAAGGCAGAAUAAAUUGUAAAUGAAUAGUUUAGCGAUAAA